This is a messenger RNA of Scomber japonicus (chub mackerel), 636 nucleotides long. RefSeq names its product protein FAM184A-like. Lineage: Eukaryota; Metazoa; Chordata; Actinopteri; Scombriformes; Scombridae. The record is from RefSeq and is a predicted model, not a curated record. Bases 1 to 636 code for a protein of 211 amino acids. The transcript is spliced from 4 exons.
AUGGGUUGGGUGACUUCAGACCAAGACCCUGAUGAUGAGGACUGUAAAUGGUUUUUCAUGUCCCUCGCCCGGACGCAGGUCACCGGGCCCCCCACCCUGGAGCCAGGCCUGAGGGUGGGGCUCGGGGGCGAACGCCUGGUGGCCGGGCCUUUGGGGGCCCGGCUUGAAGGAACAGAGGAGAAGUUCAGGAACAGAGAGAGCCGUCCUGAAGAUCUGCAGAUCAUCGCCGAGCUGAAGGACAUGGUGUCUGAGAGAGAGUCUCUAGUCAAGAAACUGGUGGACGAUAAGAAGUUCUACCAGCUGGAACUCGUCAACCGAGAGACCAACUUCAACAAAGUGUUCAACGCCAGUCCCAACGUAGGAGUCAUCAACCCGCUUAUAAAGCAAAAGAGAAAGAAUGAGAAAACAGCAGCCAGCCGAUUCAGCAGCUCUCCUAAUCUCAGGGCUCUGGAGGCAGCAGGCAUGGGCGUGGCGGGUACAGGAAGUGGGCAGCUCCCACAGCCGCCCCCUCCCCCAGCCCAGCCCAGCCGCCUAGAGCCAAUCCCCAACUCCCCCCUCCACCACCUUGAGCUCAACUCCAACAAACCUCUUCCCCCGCCGACCCCUCCCACCGAACCCAAGAAAUUCAUGAGGUGA